Panicum virgatum (switchgrass) is the source of this 1647-nucleotide messenger RNA. RefSeq lists its product as uncharacterized. Gene Ontology annotation, molecular function: protein binding. NCBI's taxonomy places the organism in Eukaryota, Viridiplantae, Streptophyta, Magnoliopsida, Poales, Poaceae. The record is from RefSeq and is a predicted model, not a curated record. Bases 41 to 1324 code for a protein of 427 amino acids. The transcript has 3 exons.
AAAUCCAAGCCAAUUCUUCGUCUCUGGAGCACCACGGAAAAUGGAACCGCCCGAGGGAGCAGGCGGCGGCGGCGGCGCCGCCAAGAAGCCCAAGCCCUCGCCAGCGCCGUCGAUUGCGGCCCUCGGCGACGGCAUCCUCCGUGCCAUCUUCCUCCGGCUUCCCGACAUGGCUUCGCUCGCCAACGCCGCCCUCGCCUGCAAGCGGUGGCACCGCGUGGCCUCCGACCCCGCCGUCUUCCGCCGCUUCGACGCCCUCCGCCGCCCCCCGCUCGUCGGGUUCCUCCUCACCGACCGCGGCGACACGCACUUCCCCCGCCGCUCCCCCAACCUCCUCUUCGUCCACGCCACCCGCCGCAACCCCAAUCUGGCCGCGGCCGCCGCGGGCGGCGAUUUCUUCUUCGAGGACCUCCCCGCCGUCGAUUCGGACGCCGAGGAGGAGGGGUACGAGUGGGGCGAGUGGCGCGUCCGCGGCUGCGACGGCGGCCGCUUCCUCCUCUCCCGCGGCUGGGACGGCCGCGACCUCGCCGUCUACGACCCCAUCGCGCGGACCGCCGUCUUCCUUCGCCCAGGCCGCGUCUUCCGCGCGUGCACCCACGUGGUCCACUACGCCCUUGUCGUCGACGAGGCCGAUGGGUCCUUCCUGGUCAUCGGCUUUGAGUUCGACGGCGCUGUGUUCUCCUCCCGCACCGGCAAAUGGGUUAAAAUCAAUAUGGAAAGGGUCAAGCUGGAAAAGGGUACUAGAGGUCGUUGGCGUACUGAGUUAUUCGACAUCAUUAGCACGUUCACCAGCGACGGAAUGGCCGCUGGCCGCUUUGCUUACUGGAGGUCGGACACCAAGAAGCAGCGCUGGCGCUUCGAUCCCUUUGAGAGGAUCAUGGUGCUUGACACGACCACCAUGGAAUGGUCAGUCACCACUGCUCCAUUCCCCCCAGGGGAAUCCUACUGUGUGGCUGACAUGCCAGAGCAUGGUGGCCUGUGUCUCUUCUCCUGCGAGGAGCAAUGCCUUCAAUCCCUUCAUCUCUGGGUCCGCAGCAGCGACGGUGGAUGGGUGCUCAAGAAGGAUUUUCCCUUGCUGAAUGACUGGAUGAAGAACAUCCGGCGUGCUGAGUGGAUGAAGAGGAUACGCGUCUUGGCGGCGAGGGCUGGCUAUGUCUACAUGGAGUUCUGGUCAAUAAGGAAGGCUAAUUCCUACUUUCUUGUGUUCAAUACGAGAACCGAGAAGAUGUCAGUGUUCCCCAACAAUGCAGAAGACCCUCAUAGAGGUCCUGCAUUUCCAUUCUUCAUGCCCUUGGAUCCUCUGCUUGGACCAGAUCUAAAUGUUUAACGCACUAGAGAGGGUAGCCAUUGAUUUGCUAUUUUGUGGCGGCAUAGAUUUCAUCAGGUCCAAUUAUCACUUCUAGGUUUUGCUAAGUCAUCCAGAAAUCCUUUGGACAUGGAACUGCUGCAGCUGGUUUAAUAUCUUCAGAACCGUUCUUCUCCAGAUUUGAAAUGAAUUAAAGUUAUAUCUGCAUGUAUGAAUUAUCUUUGUGGCAAUAGCUUCUAUGUGAUGUGUCACAACUCGUAUGUUAGCUAUGACUUUGUUUAGCUGUUAGUUAAAUGAAACUUCUAUGGCUUAAUUUAAUUUCGGUUCCAUUUUCAUGUUUGCUA